AGAACAGCGCUUCAUUUGAAAUCAGUAACGGGCGAGAGAGAAGAGGAGUUCAGUUUAGGAGAAGAGAGAAACCGGCCCUGGGUGAAGAGGAUAACGGAGGCAGAGGUCUUGUGCGAAGAGAGUGAGCUUUUGGAGGCCACACACAGAACUGAUACUGUGAAGUAGAAAAUCUGUGAAAAAAGGGGACAUGUCCUGCCCGCAGGAUACCUAUUCCUAUGAUGCUCCUACUACCUAUAUUAAAUUUGACUCAUUCCAAGGUGAGGAUGAUCCAAAUGCAGACUCAUGGUUUGACCAGCUAGUGGAUGCUGAGAACAUUCCUCCUGAGCCAAACAAAGAUAAUACAAAGAACACCCCCAUUCGAAAGUCUGGCACCCUGCAGUCCAAUGUUACACCUACCAAGAAUUCAGAUGAAAAUCACAAUGCACAGGAUGACGCAAUGUCACAACAACCCCUUAAUAUUAUUUCUUCUAUGGAUGCUUGGAGAGCUACAAACAAGAAUCAAAGUGGGCAUAGAGUAUCUACAGGAAAUAGGUCAUCAAAGCGACUUUCUGGCAAGGAGAGGAACAAACAGCUGGCAAAAAUUCGAGCUGAGAGGCGUACAGUCAGUUCAUCUGUGCACCCAGAUGACCACCCUCCUACAAAGAAACAAAAGCUGACUUAUAGAUCAUCAGAGAACAAGCCAGUGCCUCAAACUGUAAGGAGGACACUCAGCAGAAGCGUCACAUCAGAUACCUCGUUGAACAAAGGACUGUCCACAAGCAGGGACAAAGCAAACAACCUAUGCUCUCCAAAACCAAAGUCCAAGCUGUUGACUAUGCCCUCCACUCCUACAGUGCUGAAGAGAAAAAACUUGCCAUUAAAGCCAAAGAGUUCAGAGGAACAGGAAUUGGAAGUGAUGCAGCAGCUUCAGAAGGAAGUAGUAGAGCAACGUAAGAAGAAUGAGGAGACCCUGAAAAUGGCAAUAGCUGGUGCUGGACAACCAGGGAAGAGGACUAUCGCCCCGGUCACCAAACCAGUAGACUUUCACUUCUGUACAGAUGAUCGUCUUAAGAAACACCCUGAGGAGCAGGCAGGUGAUCAGUACAAGGAGGUGGAUUUUGCGGCUGCUCUCAGAAAGCACCCACCAUCCCCGGUGAGGGUGCCAAAGGGUGGUCACACAGUACCUAAGCCCUUCAAUCUUUCACAAGGCAACAAACGAAAACUUGAAGAGUCAGACAGUGGAAAAUAUGUCUCCACUGCUGAACAGGUUCUUGCCUUCUGUAAAAAAACACCUACACGCUAUCAUUUGCGUAGCAGACAGAAGGAUAUGGAGGGACCUUCCCCAGUGAAAGCUUUUAAACAAAAACUCACAAAUCCCAAAACUCCAUUGCUUGUGACAAAACAGAGGUACAGACCUGCUACAUGUAAAAGUUCUGCAGAAAUGGAGACUGAAGAGUUGGAUAAGUUGCAGCAGUUUAAAUUCAAAGCCCAGGAGUUGGACCCUAGGAUCCUGGAAGGGGUUCAUAUUUUUCCUAAAAAACCACCUGUGAAGGAACCCACUAAAGCCAUUGGAUUCGAUCUAGAAAUUGAGAAGAGAAUCAAACAACGAGAGAAGAAGGAAGAAGAUGAAGAGGAGACGUACAGUUUUCAUUCCAGACCUUGUCCAACUAAAAUCCUGGAAGAUGUUGUGGGUGUUCCUGAAAAAAAGACAUUACCUGUGACUGUGCCCAAAUCUCCAGCCUUUGCCCUUAAAAACAGAGUGCGUGUACAGGAGGAGGAAGAGGAGGAAGAAGAGGUUCCAGUUAUCAAAGCAAAUCCUAUGCCCCACUAUGGAGUCCCAUUCAAACCUAAGCUACCAGAGCAGAGGCAAGUGGAGGUUAAUCCUUUCUCAUUCUGUGACAGAGACAGAGCGAAGCAGUUACAAAAGGAGAAGAAAUUGGAUGAUUUACGCAAAGAAGAAGUACCAAAAUUCAAAGCUCAGCCUUUGCCUCAAUUUGAUUACAUCAGCCUGCCAGAGAAAAAGAUUAAAAUGCCAACACAGCAGGAACCUUUCCAGCUUGAGAUUGAUAAACGGGGGUCUUCAAAGAUACAGAGGUGGAAGCAGCAGAUGCAGGAGGAACUGAAGCAACAAAAAGAGAUGGCUACUUUCAAAGCCCGACCCAACACAGUAACUCAUCAGGAACCCUUUGUGCCAAAGAAGGAAAAUAGGAGUCUGACUGAUAGCCUUUCUGGUUCCGUAGUUCAGGAAGGGUUUGAACUGGCAACAGAAAGGCGUGCAAAAGAGCGUCAAGAAUUUGAAAGGCGCCUUGCAGAGACGGAAACUCAAAAACAAUUACUUGAAGAGGAGGAGCGUCGAAGACAGGAGGAGCAGGAGAAGGAAGAAAUAAACCGCUUGCGACACGAAUUGGUUCACAAGGCACAACCUAUCCGGAAGUUCAGAUCUGUAGAAGUGAAAGCAAGUGACGUGCCUCUAACCAUCCCAAAAUCUCCUAAAUUCUCUGACCGUUUCAAGUGUUGAUGCUGCAGCUGCUUUUAAUUUUGUAUUUUAUCAGUAACUUUGGAAUCUUAUCCUAUUUUGGAACUGGCCUUGUACUUUGGACCAUAUAUUUUGAUCACUGGCAUAAUUUUUGUAAAUAGUCUUAUAUGGGACAUGUCUCAAAAAACAAUUUUGGUUCUAUGUAAAUAUUGAAGUUUUUUUAGUUUCCUUUAUGUAAACAUUAACGUGCAAUAAACCUUUUGUGGAAUACUACUCUUA
Bombina bombina (fire-bellied toad) is the source of this 2734-nucleotide messenger RNA. It is a transcript of the gene TPX2, whose product is annotated as TPX2 microtubule nucleation factor. The record is from RefSeq and is a predicted model, not a curated record. The transcript is spliced from 18 exons. Bases 188 to 2497 code for a protein of 769 amino acids. Gene Ontology annotation, cellular component: microtubule; spindle. Lineage: Eukaryota; Metazoa; Chordata; Amphibia; Anura; Bombinatoridae. Gene Ontology annotation, biological process: regulation of mitotic spindle organization; activation of protein kinase activity.